AUGGGCAGCGACGUCUUGGCACGGCGCCCCAUCAAGAUGGGCGGCGUGAUUCCAUCCUUGGGGAAGCCGUCGUCGGCAUUCGAGAAACUAGGCCUCUCGCCGACGCUCUGUGCGCAGCUCACCGCGACGAUGCCGCAUGUGGCGGAGCCGACGCCGGCGCAGGCCGCGCUCAUUCCGGCCGUCCUGUCGCCAAGUGACGUGAUCCUGCGCGCGCAUACCGGUUCGGGCAAGAGCCUCGCGCUGCUGCUCGCGCUGCUCGCGAAGCCCCGCCUGCUCUUUCGUCACGCAGGAAAAGCGCCGGCGGCCGGCAUUUCGGCGUGGAUCAUCGUGCCGAGCAACGAGCUGGCGGAACAGUACAUGGCGUGGGCGCGUGCGCUCGUCCCCACACAGCUCGCUACCUCGAUGGACGCCGUGAUCCAAUGCGUGCUGCUGAACGAACCAGAGGGCCGCUCGCUGCUGGGCCUCGAGACGAUCCGUACCGUGGCACUGGACGAGGCGGAUGCGCUCCUCCAGCUCCCAGGGCGCUUUCCGAGCGCGAAGCAAGUGUGGCGCCACCAGACGCAUAGCACGCCGGGCCUCCAGCUGCUGAACCAGGUGAUGCUCCGGCGCGCGACCUACUCGGGGGGCGAGCGCCUGCUCACCGCCGGCCUCGAGCGCACCGGGCCCCGCCGUGGCCCCGAAAAGCGCCCGCCGGAGCAUGUGCGCCGCGCGCAGUAUCGCGGCGCCGAAAAGGCGCAGGACCUCGCGCCUGCGCUCCCGCGCGAGCCCGGCACGGUGCCGCUGCAGCUGAUCUGCACGAGCGCGACGGCCAACUCGGUGCUGCGCCACUUUCUCGGCGCACGCACCGGAUGGCUCCGCACCAACACGCGCGAGACACGCGACACGGCAUGCUACCUCGACCAGACGGGCCUCACGGACGGCGCGUCGGCGUCGGCAGCGCUGCCCCGUGAGAUUUCGCACACGUGCCUCGUCGUAGACACGCCGGGCGACGCGCCGUACGCGGACGCGGGCCUGCAGCUGCCGCCGAUCCGGAACCUGGCGCGGAGCGCCUCGGACGCCGUGCCCCGUGAGAUGCGCACCGAGCGCGCGCCCGUCUCCCCGUCCGACGGCCCGGAAGAGCAUGUGAUUGAUGCGGCGCUGCUCGAGGCGCUUGCGUUUGCGUUUGCGGCCGAUGGUGUCCAGAGCGGCCUCGCGCUCUUUCCCCCGCGCUGGAGCAUGCGCAAGACGCAGGCGGCGCUCGAGGCGCUCGGCGUGCCGGUGCAGGUUGUGUCGCCCGAACGCCGCGCCGCGCCGCACGAAUCGCCGGUGCUCUACCUGCUGCAGUCGAGCAGCGCGCGCGGCCUCGACGUGCCCGGCCUGACGCACGUCUUUUUGGUCGGCAUGCCGGCCGUGGGCGACGCGGUGCAGUAUACCCACCUUGCUGGGCGCGUCGCGCGCAUCGGCCGCGAUGGCCGCCGGGCGCCCGGCAAGGUCGUGACGCUGCUGCGUGGCCACAAAGGCCAGGCGCGCGACACGAUCUCGUCGAACGAGGAAAAGAUGUCAUCGCUGUACAAGCGCCUCGGCCUGGUGCCUGGCCCCUUUGACCUUUCCUUGCUGGAUGCGUAG
Molecule: messenger RNA, 1605 nt
Organism: Malassezia japonica
Lineage: Eukaryota; Fungi; Basidiomycota; Malasseziomycetes; Malasseziales; Malasseziaceae
Exons: 4
Coding region: 1-1605 (534 amino acids)
Biological process (GO): rRNA processing
Cellular component (GO): nucleolus
Molecular function (GO): ATP binding; nucleic acid binding
Source: RefSeq, a predicted model, not a curated record